CUCACAAUUGUUUGUUUGCAAUCCACUUUCCAAAAAAACACAACUUCAAUCAAAAAUCAUUAUGGUUUCCUACAAGUUGACCUACUUCAAUGGACGUGGCGCUGGAGAAGUGUCUCGUCAGAUUUUCGCCUAUGCCGGACAACAAUACGAGGAUAAUAGAGUCACUCAGGAACAAUGGCCAGCAUUGAAAGAAACCUGCGCUGCUCCAUUCGGACAACUUCCAUUCCUCGAAGUCGACGGUAAGAAGCUUGCUCAAUCCCACGCGAUUGCUCGUUUCUUGGCUCGUGAGUUCAAGCUCAACGGAAAAACCGCCUGGGAAGAGGCUCAAGUGAACUCUCUUGCCGAUCAAUACAAGGAUUAUUCAAGUGAGGCUCGUCCAUAUUUCUACGCUGUCAUGGGAUUCGGUCCAGGAGACGUUGAAACUUUGAAGAAAGACAUCUUCCUUCCAGCAUUUGAAAAGUUCUACGGAUUCUUGGUCAACUUCUUGAAGGCUUCGGGAUCCGGAUUCCUUGUCGGAGACUCUUUGACCUGGAUUGACUUGGCUAUUGCCCAACAUUCAGCUGAUUUGAUUGCCAAGGGAGGUGAUUUCAGCAAGUUCCCAGAGCUCAAGGCUCAUGCCGAGAAGAUCCAGGCGAUUCCACAAAUCAAGAAAUGGAUCGAGACCCGUCCAGUCACACCAUUCUAAAUAGCUGUAUAAAAUCUGCAAAUAAAUAUUUUUUUUUUUU
Messenger RNA from Caenorhabditis elegans, 725 nucleotides. It is a transcript of the gene gst-5, whose product is annotated as putative glutathione S-transferase 5. Bases 62 to 685 code for a protein of 207 amino acids. The record is from RefSeq and is marked reviewed. Gene Ontology annotation, molecular function: glutathione transferase activity. Gene Ontology annotation, cellular component: cytoplasm. The transcript is spliced from 2 exons. Lineage: Eukaryota; Metazoa; Nematoda; Chromadorea; Rhabditida; Rhabditidae.